Molecule: messenger RNA, 4257 nt
Organism: Anneissia japonica
Lineage: Eukaryota; Metazoa; Echinodermata; Crinoidea; Comatulida; Comatulidae
Product: transcription factor RFX4-like
Exons: 15
Coding region: 365-1741 (458 amino acids)
Biological process (GO): regulation of transcription by RNA polymerase II
Molecular function (GO): RNA polymerase II cis-regulatory region sequence-specific DNA binding; DNA-binding transcription factor activity, RNA polymerase II-specific
Source: RefSeq, a predicted model, not a curated record
AUUCGAAAUCACAGCAGAUGUAUACAACUCUGUAGGCAUACGGUACGGUACACUUGCGCAGCUCAAAUAUUGUACAGUUUCGCGUCUCGGUCCGCACCUCAGAAAGUGAGUUUGUUCCAUAUACAUUCCACCUUCACUCAGUUUGUACUCUUUUUUUAAAGAAACUAUCGAAUACGAUGUGAUUGAAGAUUGAAUUUGUAAAGUAUAUCGGUACGUCUUAAGUAUAUGAAGUAUGUUCAUCAGUUUUUGUGUACUCUUCCUUAAAGAAGAAAGAAAACAGGAUUUAUAUACCUGCCAGUGCGAGUAGGCGUUCUUAAACGGUAUCAUUUAGAGUCGGUAAUAUACAUAUACGAUAUUGGAAGAUAUGGAACUUGAGGCAUUCAAAGAGGUGAAAAGUCGUCGAUCAGAAGGAAGCAAACCUCAUUCUACCCCUUCAACACUGGCAUGGCUUGAUGAAAACUACGAACUAGCAGAAGGCGUGUGCAUACCAAGAAGUUCUCUAUAUUUCCAUUAUAUGGAUUUCUGUGAGAAAACGGAUACGAUACCAGUAAAUGCAGCAAGUUUUGGAAAGAUAAUACGACAGCAAUUUUCUCAACUGACUACUAGACGCUUAGGAACACGAGGGCAGUCAAAGUACCACUACUAUGGAAUAGCUAUAAAAGAAUCAUCGGUGUAUUAUGAGGCCAUGUACUCAAAGAGUGGCGCACCAGGGGUUGGAAGUGAAUCAACAAAGAAAGACGCAGCAAAGCAAAAUAUUGCAUAUUCUCCUCGUUCUAAGCUUGGAACACUUCUUCCAGAAUUUCCAGAUAUAAGGGAUAUAAAUUUACCACCAAAUGUACCUGAAGCAAAGGUUUCAACAUUUAUUAUGAUGUAUCGGACCCAUUGUCAACGCAUACUUGAUACAGUGAUACGGGCAAACUUUGAUGAAGUGCAAAACUACUUACUUCAUUUCUGGCAAGGAAUGCCUUCGCAUAUCAUUCCAAUACUCGACUCAACUUCUGUCGUUAAUAUUGUGGGCGUUUGUGACUCGAUUUUAUACAAGGCCAUAGCAAGUGUACUGAUGCCAUCCGUCCUACAAGCCCUGCCAGAUAGCUUGACGCAGGUGAUUCGAAAAUUUGCUUACGAACUUGAUGAUUGGCUGAAAUUUGCCCUUAGUAAUUUACCUGAAAACUUGAGGCUCGUUAAAUUUCAGGUGUCAAAGGGCUUUACAGAAUUACUCAAAUUACAGACCUCCCUCAACCACCUUUGUCAGGCAUCAAAGACUGUAAUUCACAAUUCUGACAUAGUAUCGCAGAUGUUAGAAGAUUGGGAACUGGUAGACUUCCCUGGUAUUUUACAACAGACUAUGUAUACAUUAAAUGAGCACAGAUGUGAAGAUAUCGUGCACCUCAUAGUAAAUUUUUAUCAGGAAUUUGAAUGUUUACUUGAUGAUCAUGCGUCAAUAGAAUCUUAUACAGAAUGGUUGGAUUCGAUAAUAGACAGGGGUAUUGUUAAGCCAUCUACAGAUAACUCUUUUCGAUUGGAGAAACUUGCUAGAUUCUUUUUGUUGAAUUGGUCAAGCGUCAGUACACGAAUUAUCCGUGAUCUCACAUUGCAUAGCGCUCCAAGCUUUGGAUCCUAUCAUUUAAUGCACCUGAUGUUUGAUGACUAUGUAACAUACUCAAUUGGAAUGCUGUUGGCUCAAUCAAGAGCCAUCGAUCUGAAGGAAAGUCUGAAAAGACAAACGUUUGUAGGUUCAUAAUGAGCACACAGAGUCGAUGAGACAAACGCAUGAGCAUGGUUUUUCAGAAGUUGCAACCCUGAGGAAAAGAGAAAGGAAAAGGAAAAAUCGUCAUGGUAGCAUACGAAAUAAUUCAACUCAUUCAAAGGACAAUAUGUAUCAAGUACCAUAUGAAAGAAAUAUAGAUGCUAGCAAUAUGCAAUUAAUGCCUGAUACCUUUUCAGAGCAUGUCAAACGUUUUCGGCACACGGGAUAUAGAGGCGAACACCUAAAUCAUUUUGUUUCUGAACAGAAUGGUGCACCAGGUAUAAAACCACAUAUGUCUAGUGGUCUUGGAACAUUUCAGGAACGCGAGAGUAAAUUAAAAGAUGCACCAUAUCUUGAACAGUUUACCCAGAUGCAACCAGCCAGUUGAAGCUUGUAAUAUAACCAUCGGGACAGCAGUAAAUUAUUUGUAAUGUAUAUAAAGCUAGGUCCAGAUUAUCAAAUUUUCUUUGACAAGAAACUUUUGUAUGCCAUAAUCAUGAUGUGCCCAUAUAUGGUCAUGAUGUGAUGUCAUCAUGACCAUAUUCAGGCAUGUCACAUGUUUUUUUUGUCUUGACAGGGCUUAUGUUGCAAAGACCUGCACUUUAGGAUUAGGUUAUUUAUAAGAGGCCACGAGUUUCUCCACAAACGUGGCUUCAGGUAAUACAAUAGAAGAGAACUUGAGAAGUUUUCUACGUGCUCAACUUCCUCGACUGACAUUCUGUGAAGCCUACAUUCUAUAAAAUCGCUAAGCUGAUUGAUUGGUCAAAAAGAAGGGUGCCUUCCUGAUUGCAUCGGGGACAGUUAGGGUCUACACAGUGUAAAGAUUACAAUGAAAACACUCAUACUAUGGCGACAGUGUAGCAUUUUUAUGGAAGCAGGAUUAACAGCACUUGCCUGAUGCAAUGUCUGAGUGGAUUGUAACUGAAUACAAUCCUUUCUGAGCUGACCAUCUGUCGAUGGCAAUUUUAGUGGAAAACUGCUGAAAAUGAUCCGUCGUAGUGUUGAGGAUUCGCAUCGGCUGGCGAUGCUGAUUCAGUGUGCACUUUACUUUAAGAAAAGACUGAACAAAGUGAUAAACGCAUGUAAUCUGAAUUUUAUUAGCUGAAAAUGUGCAUUUUUCGAAAAAUGUUAAUUCAGUAACUAGCAAUUAGUACCUACUUAUCAACAUAAUUUUCUUUUAUUCUGUUAUUUUUGUUUUCAAACAUUUUACUUUAUAAAACACCUAUAAAGACCCUUGACAUUUGAUUGGUUGGAUUAAUAUCACAUGAUAUUGGUCAUUUACACUAGUUAAUGUCAAACUAAUAUAUUUCUCAUUUGCAUCAUUAUUUAUCUCUAUUUCAUUCAUAUUUCUUCUGUUCAUUUUUGUUCCAUUGCAUGCCUCCAGCUAAUAGUAAUACAAUGUUAAAAAGUGACUGUUUCAUUUGGAAGAAAAGUAUACCCGACUAUAUUUUUCAUAAAAAAUGUAAUAACAAGAACCUAUUUUAUUUAUAAUAAAUCAAUGAAUGUUAUUAUUUGUGAAAUGGAAAUAUUUUCAUUCAAUAAGAUAUUUCAAGUAAUGGAAACAUUCUUCCCAUUGCACUUAUAAUCAAUAUCCCACCUAUUUUUUACUUUGUUUCUGCAAUUCAUAGAUUAAUAAAUAUAUAAAUAUGUUUUACUUCUAACUUUAUUAGAAUAAAAUGAAAACAUUAUCAAAUAUUAGCUUUUACUAUAAAAAUUAUUGCCAAAUAAUGCUUCCAUAAAAACGAUUAUAUUGAGUUAUUAAUAGAACUUAACUUGUUCAAGGUACAACAAAGCUUUUUUUGAAACACAUGCUCACCUCCUAAUCUCAAGACCCUAAGUUCAAUAUUGGCAAAAAUAUAUUGAUUCCCAUCACAGCUAAAAUUAACUCUAUUCUCAAAUAAAGAAACUUGGAUAUAUUACACUGAGAGGCUGAAAAUGGCAUAGUUACCAACCGUCCUGCAUUUCAAGGUGAUUUUGGAUGACACGCAUUUUGCAGAAACACAUGCAUGAUCAUAAAUUUGUCAUGCAUUUAGCAUAAGUCUAUGUGUGAUAUCGAAUUAUCACGAAUUCAGGGGAAAAUGUAUUUAAAAUUAGAAGAUAUUGGUUUUGUUAAAAAUAUAAAAACGGUCAUGCAGUAGAUUGAGUCAUUAGAGAGCUUUGGUUAUCUCGUUCGAGAAUCAAUUCACAGAGUAACUUUUUUCCCGACCAAAACAACCAAGACAACUACGCACUUAGUAGAAUCGAGUAGUUGCAUGCGGUCUUGCGCGUUCAUUGUCACAACCAACCCUUGAUUAUGUGACUGGAACCUGGGGUUCCAGCCCUGGAUCACACCCCCAACCCCACACCCAACAGGUGUAGUCACGCAUUUAAAAUCUCUCAGGUUGGUAACUAUGUAAUCAACAAGCUAAAUUGUAUACAGCGAUCUUGGCAACUAGGGCUGUGUAGUUACAAUUUUAUGAUUAAUAAAGAAUCAGUCACUCUAUCUCAUUUAAUGUUUUAUACUGUAUUAA